Messenger RNA from Ornithorhynchus anatinus (platypus), 925 nucleotides. RefSeq names its product dynactin subunit 6 (gene DCTN6). Gene Ontology annotation, biological process: mitotic spindle organization. Gene Ontology annotation, molecular function: dynein complex binding. The coding region runs from base 54 to 626 and encodes 190 amino acids. Lineage: Eukaryota; Metazoa; Chordata; Mammalia; Monotremata; Ornithorhynchidae. The record is from RefSeq and is a predicted model, not a curated record. Gene Ontology annotation, cellular component: dynactin complex. The transcript is spliced from 7 exons.
AGGCCGGCGGCCGGCAGGCGCGCGCGCGCGCUGCAGCCGCCGGAAGUGUAAAGAUGGCGGAGAAGGCCCAGAAUAGUGUGAAGAUCGCCCCGGGAGCAGUGGUGUGUGUGGAAAGCGAGAUCAAGGGAGACGUGACAAUAGGGCCCAGGACCGUGAUCCACCCCAAAGCACGCAUCCUUGCCGAAGCUGGCCCGAUAGUCAUCGGAGAAGGGAACCUCAUAGAAGAGCAGGUUCUCAUCAUCAACGGCCAUCCUGAAAACAUCACCCCCGACGCCGAAGAUGUGGAACCCAAAACCAUGGUUAUCGGCACCAACAAUGUGUUCGAAGUCGGGUGCUAUUCACAAGCAAUGAAAAUGGGCGACAACAAUGUCAUUGAAUCAAAAGCGUACGUGGGCCGGAACGUGAUCCUCAGUAAUGGGUGCAUCAUCGGGGCAUGCUGCAGCCUGAACACCUUUGAGGUCGUCCCCGAGAACACCGUGAUCUACGGCACGGACUGUCUGCGGAGGGUGCAGACCGAGCGCCCCCAGCCCCAAACACUGCAACUAGAUUUCCUGAUGAAAAUCCUCCCCAACUACCACCACCUCAAGAAGACCACAAAAGGAGGCUCCACUCCCGUCAAGAAUUGACGGCUAUGGGCUGUUUGACAGCACCGUCUCUUUAAGGUGCCUCUGGCCCGCCCGAGGACUGCCCUGAAGAAGGUGAGCGAGCAGGGGCGUGCUUGGUAUGCUGCUGUUUUGUGUGUCUCGUGUUUUGCGUGAAGUGUGUUUUCCAGAUUCCCUUUCCACUGGGAUCUUUGUUUCCUUGCCGCUUUAAUGAUAGCAUUCCACAGUAUUGUGUUUUGUUUUGUAAGAGACUUUUGACCACCAAUUUCACUUGUGAAAUAGAGAUGAUUGAAUUUGCCAGUAAAGAUGCUAACACAACACAA